GCCUGUAAACACCCUACCAAAAGCACGGAAUUUCACCCGGCCGGAAUUUCACUUGCCAAAGCAGAGAGUAUGCCCUUGGCCUUUAUACAAGAGCCAAAAUCCGACUCAUGUCCGUUACGCGGGGUCUACCUUAACUCCCUUCCCCUAGUCGCAAAGAAAUCUACCCUGUGACAUCAUACCAGUGCUCCUAUACGACCCAAGACACUGGAUUAAUAACGACAUCCGCUACCAGCACCGCCCUACCUAAGAUUCCCUAACGCAAGAAAAGCGAGUAUGAACACCGCAGACAUAGAGCGGUGCAGAAAACGGAUUGUACAAUAUCUCUGGGACCCAGAACCCAAAAACGACGAGCCAGGCAUGACUAUAUGCGAGGGUCACCAAGCACCACGCCCUUCCCAUGAUGCAAGAGUAGACAUAUGGCCCGAGGAAUUUCUUCGAGAUUUCGAGGCGAAGUUUUGGAUGACUUACCGCUCGAACUUUCCCCCAAUACCUCGGGACUACAACCAUGAUCGCAAGUCCUCAAUGACGCUCGGUGUGCGCUUGCGAAGUCAACUUCUGGAUCCCCAUGGGUUCACAUCCGACACGGGGUGGGGAUGUAUGAUAAGAUCUGGCCAAAGCCUAUUGGCAAAUGCCAUGGCUACACUUCUACUGGGCCGCGGAUGGCGACGUAGUGACGGGAUCUACGAGGAGACAAAACUGUUAUCACUAUUUGCCGACUCACCAGAAGCUCCAUUCUCCAUUCACCAAUUUGUUGGCCACGGUGCGGAAUUCUGCGGAAAGUGCCCUGGAGAAUGGUUUGGACCGUCUGCAACGGCCAGGUGUAUACAAGCCCUGUCCAAAAAAUAUAGCCCAUCAAACCUCCGAGUAUACGUCACAGAUGACAACUCGGACGUCUAUCAGGACAAGUUUAUGAGUGUUUCUAGGAACGAGCAAGGCGUUGUUUGUCCGACACUCAUACUCAUUGGAACCAGGCUCGGAAUCGAUCAUGUUACACCGGUCUACUGGGAUGGAUUAAAAUCCGUACUGCAGUUUCCACAAUCCGUCGGAAUCGCCGGAGGACGUCCCUCGGCCUCUCAUUAUUUCAUCGGCAUUCAAGGAGCGCAAUUUUUUUACCUUGAUCCGCACCAUACGCGCCCUGCAUUGCCGUACCGCGGGGACGGCAUGUAUACGAGGGAGGAAGUUGAUACGUAUCACACUCGUCGCCUGAGGAGAAUUCACAUCCAAGAUAUGGAUCCAAGCAUGUUGAUAGGCUUCCUCAUAAAGAAUGGAGAAGACUGGGAAGACUGGAAAACCCGCAUCGCAUCCACACAGGGAAAGCCGAUUAUCAACAUCGUGCACGAAACAAAUGCAGCCUUCAGCCAAGGCCGAAGGGAGGCUCUCGAUGAGGUAGAGACAUUCGAUGAC
Messenger RNA from Aspergillus ochraceoroseus IBT 24754, 1404 nucleotides. RefSeq names its product cysteine protease ATG4. Gene Ontology annotation, molecular function: protein-phosphatidylethanolamide deconjugating activity. Lineage: Eukaryota; Fungi; Ascomycota; Eurotiomycetes; Eurotiales; Aspergillaceae. The annotation marks the transcript as partial. The transcript has 5 exons. The record is from RefSeq and is a predicted model, not a curated record.